CUCACCUCUAUCCCCCCGACACCCACUUCUGCUUCUCCUCCUCAAUCUCUCCGAACCCAUCAAAAACAGAAACAUCAAACAUUUCAUCCUAAGCUCAACUUGAGGGGUGGUAAAUGAUUUGUUGAUGAAAUAUGGCAUGCCAGAUGAUACAUUCAUGGACAUUUAGUGGGCUUGUGGGUGCAUUUCUUGAUCUUUCAAUAGCUUAUCUGCUACUCUGUGCAUCUGCUGUUGCAUUUUUCGCUUCAAACUUCUUGGAUUUAUUUGGAUCGAGUCUUCCAUGCCCUUCUGAUGGGUUGUUUGGGAACCCCAAGAACAAUUACUGCUUACAGAAGCAGUUAGUGGACGGCCCAUCUGAGAAAAUCGGCGGAGUUCAGUUGCAGCUGAGGAGCAAGUUCCCUUUUGAUGUAAUGUUGAGUAAUGAUCCACAUUUUCAUUCAAAGUUGAAGCCGGAUCACGAGAAUGGGAACUUUGAGUUUGAAGGUGAUGCGUCCUGCAGCUCGUAUUCGGAUGCAAAGGUGCUGAAUGGGGUUGGGAGAGGUUCUCUUUCAGGGAAUGAGCAGAGUUGUGAGUCUGGUGCGAUGAAAUUGGAGCAAUGGUUGGAUCAUAAGGGAAAGAAGGGUGGUACUCGAAGGCCAAGUCAUGGUCUUAGGCGCCGUCGCAAGGGAGCUGCCUCUGUUGAUUUUGGGAAGCUGUUUUCAGUUUCCACAUGUGAUAUGGUACAAUCAGAUUCUGAAGACAUGGUUACACCUAUCAAUUCAAGAAGGCCAGGUCAUGGUAUGCAACGCCGCCGCAAGGAGCGUUCUGUUGAUCAUGGAAAGGUGUUUUCGGUUUCACCAUAUGAUGUGAUGCAGUCCGGUGCAAGAGACAUUCCUACUCCUCCUUCCAGCAGAAGUAAAGUAGGGAAUCAGGUUACUGAAGUUCGUUCCAGUUCAGAUGGGAUGGAAGCUCCAACAGACAGUGGUAGGCCAGAAAGAGUUUCGCGUCUUGAGUUGAAUGAACAUGUUGGAAAAAACAAAUCAAUGGAGAAUGAUGUUUCAUCUAUUGAGAAUUUUGGUGGCAAUGAGCAAGAGAAGCCAGUGUAUGAUAAUAAUGAUAAAACUACAGUUCGAGUACUGGAACAAGCACUGGACGAAGAGCAUACUGCUCGCACUGCUCUCUAUUAUGAAUUAGAGAAGGAGAGAAGUGCUGCUUCUACAGCGGCAGAUGAGGCCAUGGCCAUGAUAUUGCGUCUGCAAGAGGAGAAGGCAUCAAUUGAAAUGGAGGCAAGGCACUACCAGAGGAUGAUACAGGAAAAAUCAGCUUAUGAUGCUGAGGAAAUGAACAUUCUCAAGGAGAUUGUACUCAGGAGAGAAAGGGAAAAACAUUUCUUGGAGAAGGAAGUUGAGUACUACAGGAAACUACUUUUUGGAUAUGAUCAAGCUGCUGAUGAUAUGCAUGAUGUUGCUGCCACAGAAUCACAGCGUAUUUCACGGCUUCCAAGUGAAGAGCUAUUUCUAAUGCUAGAGCGGACAAGCGAUACAAUUAGUGAUAAAUCAAAGUUGAAAAUGGCAAAUAGUACUGCAGAUUAUGGGGCUCCAUCAAGUGACUUGCAAAACCACACUCUGGCCUUGGGCAAAGAACUACCAGUUCCAGAUUUGGACGAACAUGACUUUUCAAAGCAGGUGGACAUGCAUCUGCUUCCAAGCAUUGAUAGCCAUUCACAUAUGUUAGAUAGUAGGGAUGAGAUCAGCAACAAGUUUCAAGAGAAAGGAAUGGUGUCUGUGGAUGAGGGGCUUAAUUUGGUUGAAAAAAUUAUUCCUCCUAACGAACAUGAAGUUGAUACAGGUGGUAGCAAUGUGGAUCAGGGAAGCAAAGAUCCACCUAGCUUAACGUCUUAUACAGAGCCUUGUGUUCAUGAUGUUCAUGUUAUUGAUGAGAAGUCUGAUUUGUAUAAUGAGACGAGUGCAGAGAAAAGCAAACAGUUAUUAGCAAAUGCUACCUUAGAUAUUUCUGAAAAACACAAGAGUAUGACAGGGUUGGCAAUUGAGCGAAAAGUGCACGGAGUUAAUUCAGACACAGGUAGUGAAUUUUCAAUAGGGGAUGGGGCUCAAGGCAAAGCUUUACCUUACAAUAUGCGGAGAAAUUCCAUGAGGAGGAAUUCCAUGUCUGCAGUUGAUUAUGAAAGAUUGAAAAUUGACAACAAAGUGGACAGAGGUAGUUCAGACACAGAACCUAAAGAUGUGCGGAGAAAUUCCAUGACUGCAGUUGAUUAUGAAAGAUGGAAAAUGGGCAAUAAAUCUUACAGAGGUAGUUCAGACACGUCGCCAUCACCUUCUGUCAUGCGAAGAAAUUCCAUGUCUGCAGUUGAUUAUGAAAGAUGUAAACUUGACAAUGAAGUUGAAUGGCUUAGAGAAAGGUUGAGGAUUGUGCAAGAGGGAAGAGAGAGGCUCAACUUCUCAGUCGGGCACAGAGAAAGGGAUAAAGUUCAGCAAAAGCUUUUAGAAGAUAUAGCAAGCCAACUCCAAGAGAUUCGGCAAUUGACGGAGCCUGGAAGGGUCAAGUGCCAGGCUGCAUUGCCGCCCCCAUCAUCUAAGGUUAUGUCGAAGAAAAGACGAUGGCGAACUUUGUCUCUUGGAGUGCACAGAAGUACCUAACAAGGUAGGACUGUUUAUUAUACAAGUGACAGCUGGGAAGCUGUUAUGCUCAUUUCCGUACACUACAAGGAAGCUUUCUCCUUAGCCACAUUUUUAAAUGUUUGCUCUGGUCGAGUAUGGUUCUCACCCUUUUCCGUUACUAGUUUCCCAUAGAAGUCCAUUUCAUGGGUUUUCCUAUAACAAACCCUUAGAAGCAUAGCAUUGUGGGAUAAAAAAUCUGUCAUCAAACUGGACGAAAGCCACAUGCUAAAUCAGAUGCAGGAGAAGGCUGGAUUAUAAUGAGUAUCGAGAAGGUACAUAUUAUGUUCUUUCCACGGGGUAUAUGACCAUGUCAUUCCACUUCGGAAAUAAUCUUUCAUAUGUUGAAGAACAGUGUUUUCACUUGAGAAGUUCAAUAAAGGCGGAUGAGUGCAAAAAAGAUGUACACAUGCAGUAUGUUAGGAUGUGAUGAGAAUUUAUUAGGAAAGUAAAUCCUAGUUGUACUUGGUUACUUUUCAUAAUUGGACAUGGUUUAUGUCAAAGUUUAUUCUUUUCAGGAAUAUGUUCUUUUCUAGUAUGAAAAUGUUUUGGUUUUCCUAUGACCAAUUGGAUUGUAAUUGGUGUGCCUAUAUAUAGGAGACACAGGGAGUUAACCAAGGUGUGGCUGUCAUGACUUAGUUCGUGGAUGUGGUCAUCAGGGCAUGGCCAUCACGGUAAGGUGGAUGCAGUCAUCGACAAGGGAGUGUAUAUCUCUUGUGUAAGAGAGCAGAGAUGUCAAGGGUGAGGAUAGCUCUUGAA
This is a messenger RNA of Argentina anserina (silverweed cinquefoil), 3410 nucleotides long. RefSeq lists its product as uncharacterized. Lineage: Eukaryota; Viridiplantae; Streptophyta; Magnoliopsida; Rosales; Rosaceae. Bases 132 to 2633 code for a protein of 833 amino acids. The record is from RefSeq and is a predicted model, not a curated record. The transcript is spliced from 4 exons.